Molecule: messenger RNA, 1825 nt
Organism: Pelodiscus sinensis (Chinese soft-shelled turtle)
Lineage: Eukaryota; Metazoa; Chordata; Testudines; Trionychidae
Source: RefSeq, a predicted model, not a curated record
AUGGCUGCAGUGAGCCCUGUAAAAAGCCUGCAGGAGGAAGCAACAUGUCCCCUCUGCCUGGAGUAUUUAACGGACUCGGUGAUCACAGCCUGUGGGCACAAUUUCUGCCACUCAUGCCUCAGCAGGUGCUGGGAGGGACCCGGCCCAGCUGCCUCCUGCCCUCAGUGCAGGGACCUUGUGCAGCAGGGACCCCCCCAGCCCAACAGGCAACUAGCCCAACAGCUGAGUCUACAGGCAGUGCAGGGAGCAGGCGGGGACGGGAUGUGCAGGGCGCACCAGGAGGUGUUGAAGCUGUUCUGUGAGGAGGAUCAAGCCCCCAUCUGUGUGGUCUGCAGAGAGUCCCGGGCGCACUGCAUGCACACCGUGCUGCCCAUAGCAGAGGCUGCCCAGGAGUACAAGGGGAAAUGCCAGGCCCAUUUGAAGACUCUGAGGGAGGAGAGAGAAAAGCUGCUGGGAUGGAAAGCGACAGCAGAAGGGAAAAGCCAGGAGUAUCUGAAAAAGACACAAGCCAAGAGGCAGAAGGUUCUGGCCGAGUUUCAGCAGCUGCGGCAGUUCCUGGAGGAACAAGAGCGACUCCUGCUGGCCCAGCUGGAGAAACUGGAUGAGGAAAUUGGGAGGCUCCAGACUGACACUGUCAGGAAACUCUCCGUGCAGAUUUCCUGUCUCAGUGAGCUGAUCAGUGAGCUGGAGGGGAAGUGUCAGAAGCCAGCGAGUGAAUUCCUGCAGGAUGUCAGAAGCACCUUGAGCAGGUGUGAGAUGGGGCCGUUCCAGCUGCCAGAGGAGAUUUCUCCUGAGCUGGACAAGCGAGUCAGGGGUUUCUCCUGGCAAACGACUGCGCUGUCGGAGAUGCUGAGGCAGUUCACAGACACACUGCCCGCUGCACUGGAGAGAGCAAGAGGAAAGACCCAGGGAGCUUUCAGACAGGCGACUGUGACUCUGGAUCCAGACACAGCUCAUCCCCAGCUCGUCCUGUCUGAGGAUCGGAAACGUGUGAGAUGGGCAGAACCACGGCAGCGACUGCCCAGCACCCCGGAGAGAUUUGACUCUGUGCCCUAUGUGCUGGGCCGUGAGGGAUUCACCUCGGGGAGACAUUGCUGGGAGGUGGAGGUAGGGGAUGGGCGAUACUGGGCUGUGGGGGUGGCCAGAGAGUCUGUGAGCAGGAAGGGAUGGAUGAGCUCUAGCCCUGAGGUGGGGAUCUGGGCUGUGAAGCAGUGGGGGCAUCAGUUCCAAGCUCUCACCUCCCCUGAGACCCCCCUAUCCUUGAACCCCCUCAGCAGGAUCCGGAUUUGUCUGGACUGUGACCGGGGGCAGGUGACAUUUAUCGAUGCUGGUGCCAAUGUCCCGAUCUUCACUUUCCCACCAGGCUCCCUCCCUGGGGAGAGAAUCCGACCCUGGUUCUGGGUAGGGGGCACAAAAACUCAGCUCUACCUGUAUCUCUGAAAUCAGCCUCUCUAGCCUCACCCACCCCAGUCUCAGUGACCCUGGAGACCUCUCCUGUACCCAGCCCCUGGCUCCUCAUCUCUAUGAUGCCUGAAAGCUCCUCCCCACCUCAGGCUGGGGACAGGCAGAGGUGGGGCUGGGUAGGAACAGAACUAAGAGCCAGGCAAAGUCCCUGCAGCUGCCCUCUGCACUCACCUAGGAGAUGGGCCUGCUGCUAGGCACAUCUGGGGCACAGUGCUGCUGUAGUGCCAGGAGAGCUGCCUUAUUCCCCCACUGAUCACCCUGAAGCAACAAGUCCCAAUGCCUGACAUUCUGCAACCCUGUACUAGGUUGUGACCUGUUGUUUGAAACCCACUGGUGUAGGCAGCCCUUUGCCUCCAGCAAA